Molecule: messenger RNA, 1313 nt
Organism: Malania oleifera
Lineage: Eukaryota; Viridiplantae; Streptophyta; Magnoliopsida; Santalales; Ximeniaceae
Product: growth-regulating factor 10-like
Exons: 3
Coding region: 186-965 (259 amino acids)
Biological process (GO): regulation of DNA-templated transcription; DNA-templated transcription; developmental process
Cellular component (GO): nucleus
Molecular function (GO): ATP binding
Source: RefSeq, a predicted model, not a curated record
CUGGCUCGAACUUAAGACCUGGCCUUUUGAAGUGAAGGGCACCCAUUAGCCAGGAGGGUGCCAGUACCCCUUAAGAUCAAAUUUGUCAUCAGACUGGCCCUGUUACUUACUUACCGGUGGGGUUGCAGCUGCAGGGAUAUUUAUAGGUUGCAGCAGAGACCCUUAAUGCCCAUACGUAACGCACAAUGGAAGCGCUUCUGAAAAAAAGGCAGGCAUUCUUCAGAACCUCCCAGACCCAGAACCCGCUUCCCAAGAUUGCCCGCCAUGCAUGCUCUGCUUCAGCAGGGUUUGGACGGCCUGGCCUACCACCAAUUGGUUGGGGCAGUGAUGCUGGUUGGAAAAUAGAGAGCGGUGGGUCGAUUCUCAGAGGGCGAGAAGCGUCACCACCCUCACCUGGGCUCGGUCUGGGUCUGGAGCUGGGGCGCGGCUCUGCUCAUGACUGCAGGCUAAUUGGGUGCAUCCCUAGGGUUCCGGCUGGCUUCACCCAUCCUCAGCUGCAAGAGCUAGAGCAACAAGCUCUUAUUUACAAGUACAUGGAAGCGGGACUCCCUGUACCUUGCCAUCUCGUUUACCCCAUCUGGAAGAGUCUGGCAUGCUCCGCUUCUGCCUCUUCUUCUGGUUUAGCUGGUCCCUGUGGUUGCGGGAUCCAUCACCAGUGCUACCCCACCUAUUUGGGUGGAAGCCCUUACUUCUUGGAUUACAAGAGCGGCGUGGAUCCGGAGCCAGGGAGAUGCAGGAGAACAGAUGGGAAGAAAUGGAGAUGCAGCAAGGAAGUGGUUCCAGACAAGAAGUAUUGUGAGCGGCACAUGAACAGAGGCCGUCAUCGUUCAAGAAAGCAUGUGGAAACUUCUCAAAUUUCUGAUAAUAGUAACACUGGCACGCCCCCUACGGACCCAGAUGAUCUCAAGUCCUCCAUCAAUCUGACCAUUUCUCUCCCGUCGAGCAGCACCGUCGAUCCACCGUGAUGCUUCGCCGAGGAAUGUUCUUCAGGGGGUCAGGUACUUGGAGUUGGGAAAUCGAGAAAGUGAACCCUCUUUGUAAUUAUUUCCAGAAACUAUAUAUGUUGGGCAAAGAUUGUGUGUUCUUUAUAUGUUUUGGAGGCGAUCGACCUUUAUAGCUUUUUGGGUUUGAAGGCUUUGAAGUGUUGGGUGAUGAUCUCUGUUACAAACAGGGGACUUUGUCGUCUUCUUUUGUUUUUGCUGUUUGGUGGUAUCGUUUGCUGGGGACUGGAAUGUGUUGGUUUCGAAUUGUCCCUAGUCUCUAGCUCCCUGUGGAAUCCAUCUGUUUAUUAAUAACCAUUCCCCUGUUUUUAA